UUUCUAUCGAUAUCCACCAUUUAGCGCAGGUCAAUAAUGGCUACAUCCAGCCGUGGAUUCACAGGAUAGUACAGUUGACAUUUCAUCACUUAUAAAGUUGAUCGAGAAAGUAUGGAGAACGACGAUGUGAGCAUGGAAGACUUGCCAGACGAUUUGACGCCAUUUAUCACUCGAAUAGCUAUGGAUCACGUUGGUGCAGGUUCAUGUGGCGAUGUCUGGAAAUGCAAUUAUACUAAUGCAAAUGGUAUUUCUACCCUCGUUGCGGUCAAGGCUUUCAGACUUCCAGAACAUUAUGAUUUAGAGACACUCAACAGGAAAAUCAGCCGAGAAAUCGGCAUAUUGAAGAUUUUACACCAUGACAACAUUGUACCAUUAUUGGGUAUAGUGACAGGAUUUGGAUCUAGGCCAGAAUUGCGCUGCUUAGUUUCUCCGUGGAUGCCAAAUGGCACAUUGAAUGCAUACCUAGUAUCUAACCACAACGACCUAAUAGCCCUGGACCGUUCGCGUAUGGCAAAUAUACUGAUCGACAACGGAGGUUUUGCAAGAUUGAUCGAUUUUGGUCUUUCCACCAUUACACAACCCCUUCUUGGCCAGUCGCAUUUGGCGGUGACAUCUAUAUAUCACGGCGCAAUCCCCUAUGCUGCACCAGAACUCAUUCUACCAGAGACUACAUGUGACCCAGGGUUGGAGGACAAAAUUGAUAUCUACUCCUUCGGUUGUGUAAUGCUUCAAAUUCUCUCGGGUCGGCCCCCUUGGUCUGAGAUUAAAUCUUCAAGGCCGGUGGCAUGCAUUACUGCCAUGAUAUCCAAAGGUUUUAGACCGCAGCGUCCAGAUGCUCAUCCUGAAAUAAUAGACUCCGAUUGGAAAUUCAUCCAGGAAUGUUUGCAAUCCAAACCUGAACUUCGACCUUCAGCAAAUGAAGUGCUUGACUUUGUCAUGCAUAGGGUUUCCUCCCCAGAAUCUUGUAGUAAACCGCCUGAGGAUCAUCCCGAUGACGCGCCGGAUGAUUUCCCUGGAACUUCCCCGCGCGGUGGUUCCAACGACUCAGAUACAACAGAGCAACCACCCGACAGUUUACCACUCUAUUCUGAUUAUGAACUGAAGACUUUGUUCACGGUCGCAGAUAAUUUCUCUGCCUUCACUCCUGCAUUUGCCGUAUCAACUAUUUUUUACGACAACAGGUAUAAUGGAGCAUCUGAGUCCUCCAUUAUACCAGGAUCUUGCCAUUCUCUCGAAGGAAUGUUUCAGUGCAAGUGGAAUGGUCCUAACGGGCUAUCUUGCGAUCACUUGAUUCAUCCCCACGAUCUCUCUUCUCACCUACGUGAAGUCCAUGAAAUUCGUGGCUCAGGCAAUUCCCGCAACCAGUGCAUCUGGGAUGGUUGUAAUAGGGUGCUCAGAAGAGAUACCCUCUUGAGGCAUAUAAAUGAGGUUCAUGGGCGGGUUGUGCGCCACUCAUGUGACUCAUGCGGAAGGAAGUUCAGGCGUCUAUGUAUGCUCAAUGGCCACAGGAGGACGUGCACUGUGAUCAGCAGUAGUUCAUGAUAUGGGGAGACAGCAACGUGCGCACAAGCUGGUUUGAAGGUUCUGGCUCAUGAUUAAAUCUCAUGUAUAAUGAUAUGAUAUCCUGCGCAUCAGUGGACACACAUUAGCAGACUUAAGCUAUUUUGAUGUUGCACUUGGCGUGUCGACUCGUGCCAACCUGACCCAAAUUUGAUGAUGUCUGGAAAUGGAUCCUAAUACUUAGCAACUGGUAUACCGGCCGGUAUGUAGUAUACGUAGCAGUCAAGAGUCCAGAUAUGCAGUUCGAAAUCAUAAAGUGAAUAUUAUAUGUGAACGCGUGUACAUGUAU
Molecule: messenger RNA, 1849 nt
Organism: Suillus fuscotomentosus
Lineage: Eukaryota; Fungi; Basidiomycota; Agaricomycetes; Boletales; Suillaceae
Product: kinase-like domain-containing protein
Exons: 9
Coding region: 112-1542 (476 amino acids)
Biological process (GO): protein phosphorylation
Molecular function (GO): protein kinase activity; ATP binding
Source: RefSeq, a predicted model, not a curated record